Rhineura floridana is the source of this 1750-nucleotide messenger RNA. It is a transcript of the gene CPN1, whose product is annotated as carboxypeptidase N subunit 1. NCBI's taxonomy places the organism in Eukaryota, Metazoa, Chordata, Lepidosauria, Squamata, Rhineuridae. The record is from RefSeq and is a predicted model, not a curated record. Gene Ontology annotation, biological process: proteolysis. Bases 217 to 1584 code for a protein of 455 amino acids. Gene Ontology annotation, molecular function: zinc ion binding; metallocarboxypeptidase activity. The transcript is spliced from 9 exons.
AGAGCAAAAACUCAGAGUUGUAAAUUCUUCCUGAGCUGUGAGGGGCAUUCACUGAGAUAGCCCUCCCACCACUACCACCACAGGUGCAGUGGGCUGGCACUUGGCUGUGAAACUGGAGAGAGCUGGUUUGAGUUUGCACUUUAGCUCCUAGUAGGAAGGCAGCCCAGGCUGCAUUCAUCUCCUCAGUGCAACGAGCUGCACGCCGCCCACAGAAGGAUGGCUCAGUGGCUCUGGUUCCUCGGGAGAGUCCUGCUCUUGCUGAGAGUGGCUGCCUCAGGGAACUUCUUCCAUCACCGCUAUGAGGAGCUGGUGCAAGCCCUGUUCAACGUGAAGGGUGCAUGCCCAUAUAUUACCAGGCUGUACAGCAUUGGACACAGCGUCCAGGGCCGCCACCUCUAUGUGCUGGAGUUCAGCGACUAUCCUGGCAUCCAUGAACCCAUGGAGCCGGAGUUCAAAUAUGUGGCAAACAUGCACGGAAAUGAAGUACUGGGCCGGGAACUGUUGCUCCAGCUUGCAGAGUUCCUGUGUGAGGAGUAUCGGCAUGGCAAUCGGCGCAUCACACAGCUCAUCCAUGAGACACGCAUUCAUCUCUUGCCCUCAAUGAACCCUGAUGGAUAUGAGGUGGCAGCUGCCCAGAGCCAAGAUGCCUCAGGCCAGGGGUACCUCACUGGGAGAAACAAUGCCAAUGGAAUUGACCUUAACCGUAACUUUCCUGACCUCAAUAUCGUCAUGCACUACAAUGAGAAACAGGGUGGACCCAACCAUCACAUACCCUUGCCAGACAACUGGAGAAGUCAGGUAGAACCAGAGACUUUGGCUGUGAUUCAGUGGAUGAAAAGCUACAAUUUCAUUCUCUCGGCUAAUCUCCACGGUGGUGCUGUAGUCGCCAAUUACCCAUAUGACAAAUCCCAAGAACAGAGAAGCCGGGACUUCUGGCGGGUAAAUAGCAGCCCCACCCCUGAUGACAGCCUCUUCAAGAAGCUGGCCAAGGGCUAUUCAUAUGCCCAUGGAUGGAUGCACCGGGGCAUAAACUGCGGAGAUAUCUUUCCUGAUGGCAUCACCAAUGGGGCCUCCUGGUAUUCGCUCAGCAAGGGGAUGCAGGAUUUCAAUUACCUACACACCAACUGCUUUGAGAUUACCCUCGAACUGAGCUGCAAAAAAUUCCCACCACGGGAUGAAUUGGAAUCAGAGUGGCUGGCAAACCGUGAGGCACUUAUCGCCUACAUAGAGGAGGUUCACCAGGGCAUCAAAGGCCUGGUGUCAGAUGAGAACAACAACAAACUAGCAGGUGCUGUCAUUUCUGUUGAAGGAAUUGGCCAUGAUGUCACUUCAGGUGAACAAGGUGACUAUUUCCGACUGCUGUUGCCUGGCACUUAUGCAGUUACUGCAUUAGCAGAUGGAUAUCAGCCACAGACAAUGACAGUGACCGUGGGCCCAGCUGAGCCCUCAGUGGUGCAUUUUCAACUCAGACAGAACACUGCAGACAACUUUCCUGUACCAAAGGCUUCUGGCAGAGCCCACAACAGUAAAGCUUUCCUCAAGAAGGUUGUGCCACGAGCUGCCCAAUGGGAGACACAGUGGUGAAGGUAGACCUCGGCUAGAUGAAGGCUGGUGGAGAUAUUGAACACGAAAAGUCAAUAAUGCUGGCAGAUGAACUUUCUAAGAUCCAUCCACACCCUCUUGUGACCCCCCACAAACAUGAAAUGAGCCUAGAUCUCCUCAUUUAUUAAAUGUCUAAUAUUUAACUGAA